UAUCAAAUUAGAAUUUUUCAUAAUGUACUUUUGAAAACAAAAGAUUUUUUGGAGAAUGUUACAAAAAAAUGAAAAAUAAAAUAUUAUGUACAAAGUAAAAAGUAAUAAUAGUUAAAAAAAGAAUGUCAAAACUGUAUGUGCUCUCCGGUCAGUAAUAAUGGCAAACGGGAUCCGGGUGUUCAUUGUGAUUUCCUCUCAGUGAACCUUCUCUGAUUCCAUGGCCAAUUCGAUGAUCUCUGCAAUCCAAACCCCAAAGGCUUUAACUUUUCUCGGAUCGAAACCGGGAUCGACCCGAAUUCAAUUUCCGAAUGGAGUUCUGGUUUCUCGAACCAAGCUCAAGAACCAAACCCUAACCCCGAAAUGCAGCAUGGCGGCGUCAUCAUCCCGGCCGGCAUUGCAGCCCAGAUUCAUCCAGCACAAGAAGGAGGCGUUCUGGUUCUACAGAUUCCUCUCAAUCGUGUAUGACCAUGUGAUAAACCCUGGUCACUGGACGGAAGACAUGAGAGACGACGCCCUCGAACCGGCCGAUCUCUACGACCGGAAUCUGACGGUGGUGGACGUCGGCGGCGGCACCGGAUUCACCACUCUGGGCAUAGUGAAGCACGUGGAUGCCAAGAACGUUACCAUUCUCGAUCAGUCGCCUCAUCAGCUCGCAAAGGCGAAGGAGAAGGCGCCAUUGAAGGAGUGUAAGAUCAUCGAAGGUGAUGCUGAGGAUCUUCCUUUCAGUACUGAUUAUGCUGAUAGAUAUGUCUCUGCAGGCAGCAUUGAGUAUUGGCCAGACCCACAGAGAGGCAUAAGGGAAGCAUACAGAGUGUUGAAAGCAGGAGGGAAGGCAUGCCUGAUAGGUCCAGUUUACCCUACAUUUUGGCUGUCACGUUUCUUUGCUGACGUUUGGAUGCUCUUUCCAAAAGAGGAAGAGUACAUUGAGUGGUUUGAGAAGGCCGGGUUCCAGGAUGUUCAGCUCAAGAGGAUUGGCCCAAAGUGGUACCGUGGAGUUCGCAGACACGGCCUCAUCAUGGGCUGCUCUGUCACCGGUGUGAAACCGCGGCCCGGAGACUCCCCCUUGCAGCUUGGUCCAAAGGUUGAGGAGGUGACAAAACCAGUUAAUCCAUUAGUGUUUCUUCUACGCUUCACGCUGGGGGCGAUGGCAGGAGCGUAUUACGUUUUGGUCCCCAUAUAUAUGUGGCUCAAGGACCAGAUCGUCCCAAAAGGCCAACCCAUUUGAUUUGAGGCUUUUUCUCUCUAUGCCUGUAACUUUCAUGGUUUCAGUUCAUAUGUAAUGGUGUGUAAGGAUUCAACAAUAGGAGCAUGUGUGAUAGCUUCUUCCUUUCUCUGUUUCUAGGAAAUGUACUGCAUUUUUUCAACAAUAAAUAAAAUGUACUCCU
Cuscuta campestris is the source of this 1385-nucleotide messenger RNA. The record is from the annotation of a GenBank genome assembly. Lineage: Eukaryota; Viridiplantae; Streptophyta; Magnoliopsida; Solanales; Convolvulaceae.